AUGGGGGUCCCUAUCUUGAAGGUCCUGCUCGCUGGAGUCGAUGUGUCAGUGCUUUUUCUGGUUGUGACCCUGCUGGUGUCGAACUGCAAGGCCAAGCAACACGAAUCGCGAAUAUGGGCGACGGCCUUCCACCUCUUGGCCAUGGUCUGGCUGACUCUUCGCGGAAUGUUCUGGGUGUUGGCCAUCACGACCCGCGAGGAGUGGGAGUCGGCCAUGUUCGGCCUGCUCUACUGGCUUCCGAACCCGCUUCAGUUCGGCUGCUUCUUGCUACUGCCGAUGGCCUACAGCAAGGUGCUGUCCUCGGAGAAUGACUGGAAGGCUAAGAGCCGCGUUGUCGGCCGCGUCUACGUGACGCUCGUGUCGGGCAUGCUCGUCUACAUGGUGGGGUACGCCCUGGUGCAGGUGGUGCGGGAGAGUCGUCAGUUUCAGUGCGUGACGGCGGACAAGGAUUCCAAAGACGCGCCGCAGACGUGCUACAGCAUGGAUACCACCAGCGACGCAUUUCGGGUGCUGACGGGUUUUUGCUUCUUCGCCUUAGCCGCAGGAGUCGCAAGCUACGGGUUCAAGAUGUCGAGGCUGACGGCAUCGCAGAAUAGGGCGCAGCUGAUCUACCAUCCCCGAGCACUGACGGCUCUCAACUGCUUUCUUGUUGCGGUCUUCCUCUCUAAGGGAGCUUACCAGAUAUCCUCAGUCAAGGGGCUGUGGUGUCUUCCGGACAUACCGCUCAAGGGGUCCGAAGACGUUUGCCUGCUGAACUUCUGUGUGUUCAUGCUGUGGGACUACAUUCCGACUGUCUGGCUGCUGCUGGUCAUGGAGGGCACGACUGGAGACCACGUCGGCACGUCGGUGGUAAAGGCCGUUCAUCCCGCAAACUACGGGGACGACCUGCGGAACCUCCCGGACUACGGGGUGUUCCGCGAGAUCAAGGCGGCGGCUGCACGGGAUGCCGCUAGGGCGGAAAGGGCAUGGUCUGGGGCGUCCACCGGACAAUAUUUCUCGUACUCCUCUUGGCUUUCUACCGAGCAAUCUCCGAGAACCACCAGCGGUUUGAGAGACCCCAACCACUUCAAGAAUGUUCCGGGUAUGAUAAAGGUGUCGCGGGAUGAAAUUGUGUCACCACCGCAUCACUGA
Molecule: messenger RNA, 1131 nt
Organism: Ectocarpus siliculosus
Lineage: Eukaryota; Phaeophyceae; Ectocarpales; Ectocarpaceae
Source: the annotation of a GenBank genome assembly